Equus caballus (horse) is the source of this 2865-nucleotide messenger RNA. The record is from RefSeq and is a predicted model, not a curated record. NCBI's taxonomy places the organism in Eukaryota, Metazoa, Chordata, Mammalia, Perissodactyla, Equidae.
CCAGAGCUAGGCUUUCUCCCUGCAGUGGUUUGUAUUCCCGGCUCCUUACAGCCAUUCUUUCUGUGGGUCUGCUGCUUCCAGGAGUGGCUAUGCGUCUGCAUCCGAGGACUUUGUCCCUUAUGACUUGGAGGUCCAAGUUCCUGGAAGAGUCAUCGGAGGGAACAGUGGCUUUGGAAAAGCAACUACCCCUGAAAUAGCCAAGUGGGAACAUCUUUCUGCACAUUGUGGACUUGUCUGAUCCCAAGAACUGGAAAUUUGUGGAAAAUUUCAAUCAGGAACAUAAACUCAAUGUUCUGGUAAGCUUUGUAAAUCAAUAAUGCAUAGUCAAUAAAAGAGAGCUCACAGAAGAUGGACUUGAAAAAAACUUGGCUCCCAAGACUGUGGGUGGGCACAUUCUCACGACUGCCCUGAGCCCUGCAUUGGAGAAAGGACACGACCCCAAAGUGUCCCAGACGACCCACUUCAGACUUCUGACUUCGAGAUCUGUAGGAGAACACGUGUGGUGUUGUGAGCCACUAAGUUUGUGGACAUUUGUUGCAAUAGCAACAAGAAAACUAAUACACUGCUUGACAGAGAAGGGGACUGCGAGGGUUAACGAACUUGUGUUUAUAAAUUUCCACUAUGUUUACUGCCAGGAACAUUCUCCUCAGGAGGAAUUGAGCACCGACGAUCCACAGUGAGAAGGGACAGCAUUUAAUGGAACUGUGGUCUCUGCACAAAACCAAGUAAGUGAGGUGGUUUUCUCAAGACUGCAUUUUAUUAAGGUGCCACGUGGGUUUUUAUCCAAAGAAGGCUUAUUCUGGGGUACACAAGAACUGGAAUUAUCCGUGUGUUGGAGCAGCAGGGAAGGAGGGCAGAGCUGUCUUCCAGAUUGCCCAUCCCAACUCCAUGACCUCGGGCAGGUCACCUGGGUUCCCUAUGGCUUCCUCCUCCCCAAAGGAGGGAACUAAAAACAGCAGCAGCCAUGGCAGACACCCCACAGUACACCCCAGGUGCCAGGGGCUUCUCUCAGUGCUGUCCGGAUCCUAACUCGUGUGUCCUCACAGCCCCUACAAGGCAGGCACUACUAUCACACCCAUUUACAGACGAGGAAACUGAGGCACAGACAGGCUGGGCCUGGCCACGGCAUUUUGGGAGGCAGGCUCUCUCAUGCACUGCUGUCACCUUUCUGAAAGCCAGUUCAUUAGAAGCCUUAACAUCUGUACAUACAUCCUUGGAAUUCAUCGUAAGACAUUAUGAAAGAUAUGGACAAUGGGUUUGCUCCUGGCAGCACUGGUGAAAGGGGAGUGAGUUAAUAAAUUAUGGAACACCUACACGGACAAAAGAAAUCUGUUCAGACCUGAAAACCCUGCUGUUGAUACAUGUCUAUGGGAGAGGAAAAUUGUCUGCACUCUAUCAUUAAAUGGAGAUAUCAGGUUUCCCAACAGUACACACUGUAUAAUCUAAUUUUUGCUACCCCCACACGCCCGCGGAAAGAGGUGUGUGUUGGUGCCGUGCGGCAUCCCUCGGAGACCUGGCUGGGAGACUUGGCACAGACUAGGCCUCUGACGCACAGAUGUGAGGAAGUCUGGCAAUCUUCUGUUGCAAACGCAAAGGGGAUGUUCUCAGCCAAGCACACCAGGAGACACAGGCCGGGGGUGUUGGGAGAGGCUAGCUUCUUGAUUCUUCUCAUUUCCUAACAGGAGACAUGCUUGGGUCUGCUGACCAGGGUGAGCUCCAUCAGGCGGUGGAGAGCCCCCAGCCUCUUCUACUCCCAAGUACAUUACCCUGACAGCUCCAGCAUCAACUUGCAUGCUUUCAGAAUCUGUGCUAGCAAUCCCACCGCCUCGAUCUAACAUCUGGGUCAAGGUGCAGUUUGCUGUCUGUCGUCCACAGGUCACAGAGCAAGGACUGGACAGGGGCCUGGGCGUGAGGACGCUUGUCCUCUCUGAGUGGUAGGACAGAAUGUUUCACGUUCCUUCUUUUUGCUCAUCAGUAGUUCCUCAUUUUUCCACAAUAAACAAAUAUUGCUUCUGUAAAAUAAAAAACAAAGUUAUUUUUAAUUUAAAAACUGAGGGCCUCUGAUGAGAUGAUCCUUUCCAUCUCUAAAAUCCUGGCAUCUCCUUAGGGUUCUCAAAUGUUUUCAAUGGUUUCUUUUCUUUCCUCGGCUUUACGAGAGAACGAUUUUGUUUCCCAAUGUGCUCACUUUAGAGACACUGUGUUCCCCGAGGUCUGUGGGCAACGGCGAUAUAGUCUGUAGCCAGCUGUGGGCCGCCUGCGCUGAGGGGCAGGCUGAGGGCAGGCGGCCAGGGCCUGGGGAGGGACGUCAGAGGAGGAACCUCCAUGGAGCCCUGGGGUGCAGGGUGCAGAGGGAGGGCGAGGCAGAGGAGCUUGGCAGGGAAGUAAAGUUCUUCCCCUUCUUACUAUACUCCUCCCUAAAAAGAGGAAACACCACAGCAGUCCAGGAAACCCCCAGCCAGGAUCUUCAGUGGUUAGAAUCAUCUGAGAUCGCCAACCCAGGAGGCAGGGGGCUGAGCGUUUAGUCCCUUCCCGGCCUCACUGCGGCCCACGCCCCGCUGCAGAGACCCUGGUUCUUAGGAUAGAAAGGGGCCAGGGGGCCUUGCUCUCGGGUGAUGGGCUGGUCUGGGUGCCCCGUGGCCCAGAGCCUGGGGGACAGAGGACCCCACACACUUGCAGCACUUUCCACCCAGGCUGCAGGGCGACACCGCAGGGGCUUUGUGACAAGGCCCUCUGGAAUCUGAGCAGCUUGGGUAACAGCUGUUUUGAAAAAGAAAGAGAGCAGUUUAUGACCCCAUUGUUAUUAUCACUGUUGGUAUUGGUAUUAGAAAGCAGCCAACCCCCCCCCCCCCCGCCCCCAUCCCUGCA